CAGCUAUAUAAGUGAUGAUGAAGCUCUCCUUGUACUUUCUCCAUCAACAUGGAUCUAAAAGCUGUGGUUUUCUUCAUCUGCCUGGCUGCUCUGUGUCUCACUUCCACUGAGGCGGGCAUCCCAAAAUGCUGUCUCCAGACAGCAAAGAAAAUCUCAGCUCACAUGCUGUCGAAGGUGGAGAAAUGGGAAGUUCAGCAAAACAACGGUGUAUGUUUCAUCCAAGCCCUUGUGUUGUAUAUUAGAGGUCGCAAGAAGCCUGUAUGUGCAGAUCUGGGGAUCAAGAGAUUGCUCAAGAGAAGGCUGAGAGUUGGAUCAAACCGUGCUGUCUGAAUCCUUCUGGAUUCCAUUUCCAUACAUAUGGUUGUUCAACUGUAUGAGCUGUAUCAUGUCUUAUAUACGUCUUUGCCAUGUUGUAGUCUUACAUGGGCCUACGCCUUAAAACGUUGUAGCGCUUUUGUGUUUCUUUUGUGUAGCCUACGUUCGUGAUUGCAUUUGUUUUUGUACUCUCUCGCUCUAGGUUUCUGCAUAGAUAUCUGUUUCUAAUAAAAUAGUUUGUGCCCAGGGCUGGAUUGAUUUAUUAUGACUGGCUUGGGCCUCCUCAUGGCGCAGCAUGUUUGGGCUUACUGCCGCGGUUACGCUGGCUCCACGCUCCAUUGGCUGCUGUUAAGACCUGCAUUUCCCUUAGGUGAUGAAUUAGUGGUUAUCCUAUCCUAUGCUUGUAGGUGUUCGUCUCUCUGCUUUGUCUAUAGACCAUCUGUGGUUUCAUGGCUUGUCUGUUGGCAUGCAUGCAUGAAAAAUUAGUCACAAAACAGGACAAAUGGGUUCGGAGCAGAGAAACUGUAGAACCUGCCACACUCCACCUAUAAGGGCUUCCACUGGGCUCCUCCAACAACCUGGACACAGGUCUAUGUUAUAUAUAUAUAUAUUUAUAAAUAUAUAUCUACACACACCAGAAAGUUUAUUUGGUGAUUUGCAAAUGUGGUACAGGCAGAGCACGUGUUACCUGCUCACAUGUCAGAGCUCUCCCUGAGUGUGUGUGGUAUUGGCUGGUUUAAACAUAAUCACAUAAACACUGGUUUAUCUUGUGUGCCUUGAGUAUUUUUACUCUGGGCUUGUUGCUUAAAUCAACCACACACCAUUCAGGGGAGCCCCCCGGCUGAAGCCUACAGAAAUAAAUGACAAACUCAAUGACAAACUCAGAUAUGCAAAUUAAAAUAAACUCAAAUAAAAUCAAUCCCCCAAACCCGAUCAGCCCAACACCUCCCCAGUGUGACCAGCCGACCCCCCCUCACCCUCAAUGGAGGCCAGGGGCCUGGGGCUGCUCCAUGCGGGCAGAGGAGUUGCUAUUGGCCGUUGCAUGGCGCUGUCUGGACGGGCUGGGUAAGGCUCACCAGCUGGGCCUCCGGGGUAGCUUUGUGUUUAACAGUUACCUUAUGGUCUUGUUAUCAGUUGCUAAUGGUGUUCAUGUUUACUUAUGUUGUUAAUGCUUACUAAUAUUGUUCAUGUUAACUAAGAAAAUGAUGUUCAUGUUAAUCAAGGUAUUAAUGAAUACAUUAAUAUGCUAUCUCUAUAAUAAUAAUUUGUAGGUGUUCAUUAUUAUUAUAAUAUUUUUUUAUUGCAUUAACUAAUGUUGUUAUACAUGAGCCAUGAACCUUAUUUUCGUCAAAAUGGAUAUCUUUCACAUUUCUGAGCAUAAAUGUAUUUUUUUCUUUCUUAAAGUAAGUCAAUAAUCAGACCUGAUUUUAUGUAUGUGGGUUUGUGUUUGUGUGUGUGCCCAGUGUUUGUUUGUGUCUGGUGGAUGUUGAGGGGCCAUUCAUUACAGUAAUACAUGGAAACUCAUUGGCAUGCACAGACACUCUCACUUACUUAAAGUAAUCCUUCUCAGAGAUUUAAAGGAAUCUCAAGUCUCCGUUUUGGAGGGUUGAGAAAUUAAAUUUGAUAAUAGAUUCUUAAAUAAACUUGGAGGAGGAACUUGCACAUAUGCCUUCACGAGUGCGUGCGUGCACAUAUGUGUGCAUGCGCGUGUAAGGGUCCAUUCAGUGAUCAUCAAAGGGAAUGACAGGAAAUUGAGACGGCCUCAGCCUUACUAAAGGUAUCUCCCCUAAUUCUUACAUCUGUAAACCUAGGGCCUGCCGGCAGCCGAGAAGUCAAUAUAUGCCAAGAAUGGGACUUCAUAUUUAUUUAUGUAUGUGUUAAUUAUUUAUGUACUUUAUCUUCUUAAGCACCAGGACAAAUAUUGAAUAUCUUAAAAACAAGUAUUCGACAAAACAAAGAAGUUCAAUAAAUGUUCUAUAGUGGGCUAUAUCCAUGUGCACUUCAAAUACUUACAGAGUUGACCCAAUUUCAUUUUCAGAAUGAUAUUCUGGAUCAGAGGGCUAGACCUAUUUGAUUAUCUUAUCAUCUCUUUACAAAGAACUAAUCGUGAGACUGUUUUUUUACAUCUUGUUCUGUUGACAUAGUGAGGUGGAUUGGAUUGUUGGAUUUGAGCACGCAUGCAUCGCUCGGUGAACCGAGCGAUGCAUGCAGGGGAUGUGUUUCACGACAGGGGUGCAUAGCAUACCACAGCACAGCACCGGCCCAUACAGCUAUACAGCUUUGUUUGACUCAAACUAAGUUUGAGUGUCUAUGUGAAUUUUCUGUUUACAUUUCAAAUAAAAGAAAAAAGAAUAACACAUUAAAAAAUAAAUGUUCUGUUUGCAUACAAAUGGGCAUGUCAUUUUCCUGUGGACUACAGUAUUGGACAGUAUUAACCAGUUAACAUUUACCGUUGAAAUCUGCUUGCAAUCAGUUCAGUGUGAUACACAUUUAAGAGAAUAUUCAUGACAUUUUUAGCCCAAGUGAUUGAGAACUCUAAUAUAGAGGUCAUCAAACAUCUAUUUGGUGGAUUAUAGUCUGUAUCUGACAUUUUUAUUCCAAUCUCCUUAAAACAGGGCAACACAGUCACUGUUUACAAAGCCUGUUCCACUUAUUCAAAGAAUCAACAGGUCAGCCAUGUGCAAUGUCGCAGAGUGAGCUGAUCGCAUCACUUAGCUUGCAUGAAUGACAGCCGAAAGCUUAUAUAUGUUUGACCUGCUAUGUUUCCUAAAAUACUGAUUGCCUCUGCAGAUAUCUGCAUAAAUUCCUUAAAAAGGGGGCUAUGAAAAUAUAUUAGUUUUUCUCAGUCGCUUUGGUACAUUUCUCAGAUCAGAAUUUAAAUUCUCUAAACUACUUGUUCAAUCUUCACAUCAUUGUGUGUCACUUGUUCCCAUCAAAAAAGCAGUUUCUCAUUUCUUUGAGCAAGUUGCAAAUGCUUUGGUACAUCCAUGCAAAUGAUUAUACAAUUCUCUGCUCUUUCCUAUCAUUUGCUUAUGUCAUGUUGAUAAAAAUGUAUUGUAAUUGGUCUCUAUUGAAUAGUCUCACCCCCACAACAUUUGGGUAUUAGUUCAUUGCAUAAGUCUUUACAUGCAAAAUGGUUGAACAAGUUGUCAUAAUAUGUCAAGCAUAUUUCUAUACAUUUCCAUUAGACAAUUUUAUUCUAAAUCUGUCAUGAAUUGGUAAAUUGCUCCAAGGUGAAUCUUUUCUUUCUCUAUAGUGUUACAUCAACCAACUAUCAACCAUUUUACUGAAUUAGCUCAAAGGUGCAUCUCAUGAAGAUAUUUGUGUAAUGUGGAUGAGAAUUUGUCGCCCAACCGACAGGAACGUCAGGAGGUGUAUGAAGAUUGCACUGUAAUUUCUACAGCACUGCAUGUACAGUUAAGCCUAAAGAGAUUGUACUAUGUUCACAUUUCAAAUUUUGCUCUUUUGUUUGUGAUAUGCAGUGAAAUCUUUUCCUUUCUGUAUCGCAAUGACAUGGUCUGUCAACAAAUUACAUUACAA
This is a messenger RNA of Gadus chalcogrammus (walleye pollock), 3855 nucleotides long. RefSeq names its product chemokine (C-C motif) ligand 27b (gene ccl27b). NCBI's taxonomy places the organism in Eukaryota, Metazoa, Chordata, Actinopteri, Gadiformes, Gadidae. The record is from RefSeq and is a predicted model, not a curated record. Gene Ontology annotation, molecular function: chemokine activity. Gene Ontology annotation, biological process: immune response. The transcript is spliced from 3 exons. The coding region runs from base 49 to 330 and encodes 93 amino acids. Gene Ontology annotation, cellular component: extracellular region.